Molecule: messenger RNA, 8857 nt
Organism: Pomacea canaliculata
Lineage: Eukaryota; Metazoa; Mollusca; Gastropoda; Architaenioglossa; Ampullariidae
Exons: 11
Coding region: 889-3024 (711 amino acids)
Source: RefSeq, a predicted model, not a curated record
GCUUUACACCGUGCUUGGCCACAAAGCUCUGAAAUCGUGCAGCAAGACAUGCAAUUUCUCAUCUCAUCCGGGGGAUCUUCUUCUUCUCCUCCUUCCCCCGGACUUGAGCGUCGCCAGAAAUGACAGCCUUCGUCGUUGCAGACGAUAGUAUGUGUCAGCGCUAAUGCCACAUGACUGACAGCAGACGCCAAACUGUUUCAUGUAACACUAAAUUUGUGAACCCGAGGCCUGGUUUUAACGCAUGACUGUUGUCAGCUUGUUUAUCUUUUCGAGAGUGCUGGGUGUUGUGAUGCAGUAGUGUACUUCGCGUGGCGGCGAAACUCUUUGCGAGGAGGACACGUGUUGCACACCUUUGGUUUUUUAAACCGCCUGCAUAGCAGCGCCAUCGUCUGCUCAGCUGAUCGACAAGCGAACACACUCUCUGAUGGAAACUCAUCUAUAUCUUAUAACUGCGCGCGUGUCUGUGUUGAUCUCAAGUACUUUCAAUUUUUCGCAAUGUUUUACAGUGUCAGGCUCAAGUCAACACCAAGUGAUUCUUCGUAAACAGAUGAUUUCUUUUUGAAGAAAGCACUUUUAUUCAAGAUUCAUACAUUUCCACGAGAAAUACACGCAACAUUUCCAAGGCAAAUAUAAAAUCGCCAGGUCAGGUCCAUGACUUAAUCCAAACAUGAAGUUGAUUUGGCCAUUGGCAUGAAAAGAUGACUGCAGGAAUUUUGGACACUAGUAGAGGCAGUGCAGCAUUAUUGGAAAUUGUAUUUGAACAAAAUUUUAACAGAAACUGGCCUAGGAUGGACUAAUAAAAUAAAAAAGAAGAGCAAGAUUUUCAAGGCAUACUGUCAAGUGACUUGCAUCUGCUGGGAGACUGCCACUGUAUGUAACUUUCCUAAAAUGCAGCCAGUCCUGAGUCCUUUCUUCCAUCUGCUGUAUGUAUGUGGUGGCAACUCUGGCUUACUGCCAUUGCAGGCAGUUUCCAAGUCCAUCAUUGUUCUCUUCUUAGUAUCUGUAGUACUGCUGGGGACAGUGAUGACAUUAGAUCAAUCUUCACCAGCUCUCAGCACAACAAGCAUGACAAGAGAAGCUACCACUUCCCUUCCUAAUGCAGGCAUUAGAUCAUCAUGCAACUCACGGUCCUGCUCUUCACAGGCAAACGUGCCGUGCAAGAUCAACGUCUUCGACAGCCUCUGCGUGAUCAGUUACAAGCAGCGCAAUCACUUCCCCAACAGACCCCGGGACCUGAACAUCAGUCACACAGUCGUUGGAAAUCGGCGAUUAUUUAAUAUCACCUGGAAACCACCAUAUGACUAUUCCUACAAAGUGUUGGAUGGCUUCGAGCUGAUUCUGUACAUCCGUAGGAACAGAUCAAUCGAUUUUCCUGAGUGCAUCUUCUUCAACCUGUCUGGCAUCAACUGGACUGAAGUCGAAGAUAUUCAUGAUGUACUCUUCUUCUUUGACUGCUGGCAUGAGGGGGCGAACACAGAGCUGGAUCUCCACAUGCGCCUCUACAGUACCCCGCUCCCCGAACGUCAGGCCCUGUUCGCCUCCAGAAACUUGUCACUCGCAGCUGCUACUGAAUGGAAGCCCCGGAUCCAUUGCAGUGUACUGCCAAAUGGCACUGCUUUUGUCACCAUUUAUCCUAAGUUUCCUGGUGCUGCACACUACCAAGUUUGUAUGAUCAACAAUUCUGUUUGCCAUGGAAAUGUUUCAGAACAUGAGGAGUUUGUGGACAGCAUUAUUUACAUGAUCAUUAAUCUUGAUACCAGACUGUCCUACGAGAUAUGGGUGAGGCCAGAGACCAAAGCGGGGCAUCCACUUGACACCUAUGUCGUAAAAAAAGAUUUGUGCAUUUUUCCUCAUCAAACCCCAGCACCAACACCAGCACCAGAACCAACAACACUGUUGCCAACAUCUACUUUUGCAAGUGAUCCCUCUGAAUCUCAAGCCACCCUAAUAGCCCUUGGGACUCUACUGGCAGUGAUCAUUUUUUGCGUGAUUCUCGGAUUUGUUGUUAAAAAGGGUUACCUUAAGAGGAUAUUUCCCUGUUUUCUUUGGUUCCAUUGUUGCAGACAGCAGCCUUUAAACAUUCUUCUGUUAUAUAUACACGAAGAUGAAGACUUCUAUACAAGCUUUGUGACAACUCACACUGGGCAUCUGAAAAGCAUCAUUCCCUGCAAUUUCGUAGACAGCAGGGAUGUUCGGCACCAAUCUAUGCCCAACAGCUGGCUCACAUCCCAGACACACAGAUGCCAUGUGUUGGUCUAUGUGUCACCAUUACUGCUGCAAUGUUUAUAUGGUCAAAAUUUCACCAGCAACAAUGCAUACCACACUAUCAUUGUGGAAGCUGUGAGAAGUUUGACAGACAGAACAUUCAGCAGACAUAAAAGAGCAGUUUUUGUUUUAUCGGGCUGCUGUGGUUUGAAUGCAGAUGCAGCUGGAAGACUCACAAGAGACUUUAAUCUACCCUGUCAUUUAGUGGCACAGAACAGAGAUGGGCCAGAAGGUGGUGUGACCUUGAACUCACCAUGCAGUCUCCUGCAUGAGAUUCUGGGCACAAAAAUGUGCCCAUGCUUCACCUAUUUAGCAUGCAGUGACUCAACAGGCACAGCCAGGUCACUGUUGCAAGCACUGCAGCGUUUGCAAAACAGCAGUCAGUACUCUGAUGAAUACAUUUCUGGGUUUCUGUCAUCAGCACCAUGUCAUGGAGCAACUGACUCCCCAUAUCGGAGCCAAUGUUUGCCAGAAGACUGUAAUGUCAGCCUCUUAAAUGGCGUAGACAGUGGCUUUGAGCCAGGUGGUAAGGGUUCCAAUUCUGAUCUGUCCAGCAGCCCGCCUUGUACCUUCAUAAACCAUGAAGAUACAAGCGAGAUGGAUUUGUAUCAGUAUCAAGUCAUAGAAGGCUCAAGAGGGAUCAAUCCAGAGACUAUCAGCUUUAUCAGGCCAGAAGAGCUAAUGUCCUGCAGUGGGAGUCAGAUUAACAUUGAGAAAUGCCUGCACACAAUUAAUGAAAAUAGCGGCCGGCAUUGGUGAUGUAAAGAUGUUUUCUGAGAAAGAGGUGUUUUGGGAGUCUGCACUUUAAAAUUUUGACUACAGCACAAAAUGAGAAAGAAAUGUUUCAUGUGUGUGUGUGUGUGUGUGUAUUCAUAUGCGUUUGCAUGUGUGUAUGUUUGUGUUUUGAUGUAUUUGUAUUUGACCUGUUCACUUCUAAGCAGUUUCUCUCACCCAUUGAAUGAUUCCAGACAAUUAUUAAGAUCACUGGUGGAAAAUGUAGUGCUUCAAAAAUUUUAAUUUACAUGUUGAGUGGUUUUGAGUGAUCUUCACAUUAAGCAAUGAGGUUUAUUUUUGCUCUAACCUUCUCUUGGAUGUUGCUAUGGCUUUUUUCCUGGCUACUUUAUCAUGUAGUUUGCAUUUUGUGCAAGUCCCAGACAUCCAAAUUAGUUCAUCCAGACAUAAUUUUGUCAUAGAAAGUUACAACAUCUUUUGCUAAGAAAGAGCUAUUGUAGAGUCUUCUAGCUCCCGUUCUUCAUACUGUCAUGAAGAAGACAUUUUUAGUUGGGUGGUCAGUAUGUAUGCAGAACUUGCUCUAUCUCAAGUGACUCCAAUUGUGAGGGUAAGAGGUCAUUUCUGAUUUAUUUUUGUUUUGAAAAAGAGCUUUGAAGGCCUGGGAUAUCCUGCACAAUGCAUUUAAGUACUUUGUAAAAGUAAAGUUUGAAAGCAGUAUGCAAGUCUUUUAUGCAUAAUUUGCCAAAAACAGCCCAAACCUCAUUCUUGUAAGCUGCACCUUGUGUGUGCUUCAAUGUUCUGUAUCUGUGUGCACUAAUUAUUUAUGAGUCAUUGUUAACACAUUAACACAUGUGCUAAACAGACCAACAAAAAAACCUCUGUCGUCAUCCUUCAUAAAGAUAUUUCCAUACCCUACUAGCCUACCCAAGAAUGGUAGAUCAGCUAAGCAGAGGGGCUCAAACCCUGCAUUCAUGGAUGGAUUACCACACAGUAUUUUAUUAGAGAUGGCCUCUUCUGAUAACUUUUUUCAUUUCUAGAACAAAUGUGCAUAUGGUGAAGAUCACAAUAAAUUCAUUUCAUACAAAGUGAACAUUGCAUUUUGUUGUCUAAUACUUGCUCAAGGAACAUCAUUGGUCAGAAUGAAUAAAUUUGACUUUUCCUAUCUUCUUGCUUGCUUUUUCCAGUUCUUAAUUUUUUUUCCUUGGCAGAAAGUUCCACAUCUCCCCCUCUAGCCCCAAACUGCAUGCGUAAUGACACCCUUGAUCGGGUGUUCUCACUAUGCUAGUUAGUUAACCUCCUGAAUUGGGAGUUAGUUUGCCCAUUAGGGUAACUUAAUCAGCUGGUUCCCUACCCAAGCUAAGAGAGCUGUACCAAUGGGUAAAUUGCCAACAUCCUUGGAUACAAGCCCAUAAGGUGGGCAGAAAUGGGGAUGGCAGAUAAAGUACAACUCACCUUGUCAUGAUGGGGUCAUUUUUGUGCGUAUUUGGCAUUCCAAAACAUGAUGAAUAGUCAUCUACAAGUGCAUAAUUUGCACUUUGUUUGAAGAUGGUUCUAUUCUUACCUCUGACUGGACAUUGUUAUACAGCCCAGAUUGAAAGGGUUGUGUCCUUUGCAUUCAUUCUGUUUUACUUUAAUUGUAACAUUUAAAAUUGCUUCUGCCAAGAAGUUCUUGUGAUAACCAACAUUGCUCAAAGGUUUAUAAUGUAAAGCAUUCCAGAAUUGUACAUGUUAGUGCCCACUGGUUCUUGGUAAAUUUCUUGUUGUUUUUCUAUGGUGUUCCCUCUCAUUUUGCUCAUUUUCCUGUUCUACCUUAACUUGAUGUCAGUAAUUCUUCUCUGGGAUUUCUUCAGGAGAAUGUUGAUUGUAAUCAUACUAUCACAACAAAAUCCUGUUUUAAGAUGUUUAAGGAAAUAUUGUAAACUUGCUUUAAUGCAUUGAAUUUUGUGGAAUUUUGAGCUGCAUUGUCACUGUGCAUGCAAUUUGAUUGUUAGCUGAGGACUGGAAGUGAGAAAGAAUAUAUAUUCAUAUGAAUUUGUUUAAGAGGCCUUUGUGGACCUCAAAAUAUCUGCAAAAAGAGAACUACAGAAGCCAAAGUUAUAAAGCAAGUGUAAGUUGUUGCCAGGGACAACACAGGGAAUAAAGACAUACAUCUUGUUUCCAAAGAAAGAGAGGUGUCCACACCUGCAAGUAUUGUUUUACCCCUGGAGCCAUAGUUAUAAAGAGAUGGCAAAGAUUCCUUGGGUUAAAGAAAAAUGAUGUGUCCAUGCACUCUGGGCAUCACAUGGUAAUUAUGAAAAUAAGACACUUUUUCCUGGACCUAUUGAUUUUAGUUUAUUCUUUUCUUUUGCAUAAGACUGCAACAACGUUUCUCCAGCGGACCGGACUUUGGGCAGCCCCCUUCAGUUGGGCCCAUGUGGUUCCAGCAUCCUUUGCCUUGCUUUCCAAUUCAGUUUUUGCCUCCCAACUCUCCUCUUCCCCUGAGGGUUCCAGUCAUGCCUGCCUGGCAAUGGUGUCAGCUGGUAGGGUUUGUCCUAUCCAGCCCUGCUUGCUCUUAUCGAUGUCUUGGCUAGUGGCAUUGUGGUUGGUUUUGUUUUUUUUUCCAGCAUGCUGAGAUCUUUGCAGGCCAUCUAAUGCCCAGGAUAUGGCAUAGGCAUCGAUUAGUAAAGGUCUGAAGCUUGUUGCUGAUGGUGUUUGUCACUCUCCAGAUUUCAGAACCAUACAGGACUGCCUUCGUAAUGGCGUUGAAGAUGAGGGUGUGGAGAGAUAGUGUGGAGAUAGUGCACUUGCUGUGGAGAGAUAGUGGUCUGGAGUUCCAGAUAAAAUCAAAUCAAAUCAAAUCAGACUUUAUUGUCUGUUGAGGAGACCCAGGACAGAAAUUUUUCUUCGCUCACAAGGGCAGGCAUACAUACUCAUACAGACAUUUAACACACAGUUAGGAGUAAAGAUACAAGUAGUUUGGAUAGAUAGAUAGGGCCUAGGCUGGUUAAAGUAUGCUUGACCUUUUGAUGCUGUCAUCUGCUUCACCGUCCUUGUCCUUGUUGACUGUGCUCCCCAGAUAUAUGAAUCAGUCUGUUUUAAGGAUAUUCUCUUCUUGAAGUUGGAUUGGGACUUCCUGCUUCUUGUUGAUUCUUGUCACUUGGUUAAUGAGAAUUUCCCUUGUGGUUAACUUGGCAGGAUGAGUCUUUGCACAACCCCUGGAUAAUCUUUAUGAGCUUAAGAGGAAUACUAUAGUGGCGAUCAGCCUCCAGAGGGCCUGUCAAAGGCCUUCUCAAAACCUACAAAAGUUAUAAAAAGGGAGGAUUGCCAUUUGACUGCUCAAUGAUGAUACAGAGGGUGGUGAUGUGUUCAGACCUAUCCUUGUGAAGUCCUGUUUGUUCUGAGCUCAGUGCCUCCUUCAGUCUCUCUAGUAUUACCCUUGUUGACUUUGCUGGGAAUGGACAGCAGCAUGAUCCCCUGCCAAUUGUUGUACUGGGAGAGGUCUCCUCUCUUUCGUAACUUGACCUGGUGGCCUAAUUUUUAGUCUGCUGGGACUAGUUCUUGUUUCCAGAUCUUGUGUAGGAGUAGCUGGAAUAUUGUUGCUGUUGUUACUGGGUCUGCCUUGAGCGCCUCUGGGGGUAUGUGUUAUUUUGUAUAGUAGCUUCAUAUUUCCCUGUAUGGCUGCUGUGGGUGAAGCAUCUGAAGCUUUCAUCGGCACCUGUCAUUGGCUCUUCUAGAGAGGAAUGUUCCAGACCAGACCCCUGUUGGAAUACUGUUGUGGUUUCUGAAGCAAAUGGUGUUUUAUGGAUUGUUAGCCCAGAGCAAAACCCCCAUCAAGGAUGGCCAGGGUGCAACAUUUUGGCUUGGUUGGACCUGCCAGGAGCACAAGGAUCCUGUAGAUUGACGAAGUGUGCAAGCCACCACACCAGUACAAGGUAAGUUGCACCAGUUGGUAGUGGCUGCAGCAGAUGGUGGUGGGCUUCUGAAUUUUUUCUGGAGAAAUGACUUACUCUCGCUUCACAACUAUGGCCCAUAAUUGUUUAAGUUUACGUUUGCUUAGAGGCCCAAUAUUUAUUUCUUCACAUGACUGCUGGGAAAUUUUGCAUUUUCAGAGUUGUCUGUUUUUCUGAAGGCUGUUUCCUUGUAAAUUUGUUUUAACAUGGUUAGAGUUACAGGGUGUUUUACAGUGCACCUAAAACAGAAAUACACUUUUAAAACUCUGAGAAGCCAGGAGUUUUCAUUUUUUCAUUGAUGGCAUCAAGGCAUCAUUAAAUGUGUUCUUAAAGCAAGAAAGGGUCUGGAUUAUUUUAUAUAUAUAUAAAAUUUUUGUUUGGUCUUAUUUGUAAAUGUUGGCUUUAGUUCAGAUCUGGAAUGGAGCAGUUAUUUUGAUUAUUAAACAUUUGAUUUACUGUUAGUGAGUCUCAGUCCUUAGUUGCCGUAUUGUUUACCUCAUUAUAAUUGGGAUGCGAACAUGACUUUAAAUGGCAGAGUUUUUCUGCCUACAAUAUUUGUUAAAAUUGAUUUUCCGUCCACAGGUUAUGAUAACCCUGAGUUAGACCUUCAACUUUUGUAAAGCCCAGAAGUUUGUUCUUGUAGUUGUGCUAAGUUUAUGGUUUCUUUCUUGAUUCCAUGUUACUGGCAUAUUUUACAUUUUUUUCAAUUCAUGUGCUAAACUGUCAUUGAUUGAGAAAAGUAUGUACAUAUGUAUACGUGCAUUAUUAAUACAGUAAGGGGAAGAGAUUUUGACCUUGGUGAUAAACCUUGAUUGUAUGCCAUUUUGCAAGGAUAAGCACCAGGUGUAGUUGCAGUUGAGUGAACAAGAACCGUGUCUUGCAAAGAGUAAGUGGCAGCUCCACCUUCGCCUGAGAUUGCCUGCCACAUUUCUAAAAUGAAAGAAAAGUUUCAAUUUUUUUAUCUGUAAUUUUCUGCCUCUAGAUGAUGAGAUUUGAGAUGCAUCACUGAGAAUAGCCGAUCAACUAGAUCCAGCACUUGCUGUAAUAAAAGUUGCUGUUCACCACACUGUCAUCGCACCACUCACAAUUUGAUAUAAAUCAACUCGGAGCACAAACAGACACUUGUUUCCUUUGUUUUGAAAUUAACAAACUAAAUCAGUUAAAGAAAAUGAAAGGCAUGCAGCAUUGACAGAUGGUGAAAAACACAAAAAUACAGGUAGUAUGGAAUCUCAUGUGGCAUUAUUGCCUUAUGAGUUCCGAUAUGGCAGCUAGACAGCCUAAUUAAGCAGAGCCAGUCAGGGUCUAUCCACUAAUUUCAGAUCAUUGAAAUCAACCAAGAAAGAUGUCAAGCAUUCAUCCGUGCUGUUUCUAAUUAUUGUGGUCUGGUUCUAAAGUGGCAUUCAGUAGUUCUCUGUUUUAGUAAGCAGAAAUUUACUGUCUUAAUUAAUUUAACUUAAUAAUGCACUUUCCCUCCUGGCAUCUUCAGAAGUUAAUGUUUUACCUUCAGUGGCUAUGCUUCCUGACACUAAAGACAGUUUAGCGAGAAAAACAUUAACGUGUGUCAUUAAUGUUUGGCCUCUUUUACACACACCCCUUAACCUACAGGGAUCUUAUGUAUGGGUCCAAUCGUCUGGUGAGCUGAAGGAGCAGUGUAAUAAUGUCUAUGGCAUUUCUUUAUCUUUUUUUGUGCAAUGCAUUCUGUAGAGGGGAUGUGUUCUCCCCUCUUAACUUCCAGGAAGUUACAUAUAUUUUCCUAAAUAUCCUUAUCAACCUUGUAAGACUCUUGAAGCUGUAGUUAGUAGUUGUGGAGGGCCAAACAGAAGGGAACCAAAUCUCUUAGGGAAGACAGAAAGUGGCAGAAGGAGAAACUUGUAGUGUGCCAUCAGUGAAUCAUGAGGAACCUCUGUUUUCCUCCGCUGCAUCCACUUAAC